UUAAAGAGCUCUUGGACCGUCUUAUGCGUCAAUUUCAAAGAACUAGCCGUUGGUCCCUUGUACUUUUCAAUUUUCAAUAAAACCCUAAAUCCAUUACUCUCACAAGUCACCAAGAAUCUGUAAAUUCAACCCAACUUCUGAGAAUCUUAACCUUUUUUCUUCAGAUUUUGAAUAAUGGCAUCAAGAACAGCCACCAAGGACAUAAUCACGAUUCGCGGAUCAGCAGCAAUUGUCGGUGAAUUUUUUGGCUAUGCAGCAAAUAGCAUUUUGUACAAUAGAGGAGUAUAUCCUGAAGAAAGUUUUGCAAAGGUGAAGAAAUAUGGUCUGCAGUUGUUGCUUACUCAAGAUGAAGGUGUCAAGACCUUCAUCUCUAAUUUGACUGCCCAACUCUCUGAGUGGUUGGAAGCUGGAAAGCUACAAAGGAUGGUUCUUGUGAUCAUGAGCAAGGCCUCUGGUGAGGUACUAGAGAGGUGGAAUUUCAGUGUCGAAACCGACAGCGAGGUUGUUGAGAAAGGUGUUUCAAGGGAGAAAAGUGACAAAGAAAUAAUGAGGGAAAUUCAAGCAAUUAUGAGGCAAAUUAUUUCCAGCGUCACUUUUUUGCCUUGCCUUGAGGAACCAUGUGUGUUUGAUGUGUUAGCAUACACUGAUACAGAUGUUGCAGUUCCAUUCACUUGGAUUGAGAGUGAUCCUAAACUGAUUGCAAAUCCACAUAUGGUCAAACUGCAUUCAUUUGACACCAAGAUUCACAAGGUUGACACUUUGGUUUCAUAUAAAAAUGAUGAAUGGGAUGAGGCUUAGACCAUCCUUGUUGUUCUUUACUAAGUUGAUGCUGUGUGAAUCAUUGAUUCACAUUUUGUAUGUUAGAUUGUGUAAAUCUUGAAAUGUCUUUUAGUUGUUUCCAAGAGCAAUUUCUUUGUGUGAAACAUCUUUGAUGCUAAAGUUCUGAGAUUAACAGGGAAAACCAACACCGAGCCCCUCAUGUGUAAGGCAUGUGGUUUUUUUCCCUCUCUCUAUAGUCUGUUGAAAAGAGGAGCCCAUUUUAAGGA
Messenger RNA from Nicotiana attenuata, 1046 nucleotides. RefSeq names its product mitotic spindle checkpoint protein MAD2. Lineage: Eukaryota; Viridiplantae; Streptophyta; Magnoliopsida; Solanales; Solanaceae. The transcript has 6 exons. Gene Ontology annotation, biological process: mitotic spindle assembly checkpoint signaling. The record is from RefSeq and is a predicted model, not a curated record. Bases 175 to 798 code for a protein of 207 amino acids. Gene Ontology annotation, cellular component: nucleoplasm; kinetochore; cytoplasm.